Molecule: messenger RNA, 534 nt
Organism: Sodiomyces alkalinus F11
Lineage: Eukaryota; Fungi; Ascomycota; Sordariomycetes; Glomerellales; Plectosphaerellaceae
Exons: 4
Coding region: 1-534 (177 amino acids)
Source: RefSeq, a predicted model, not a curated record
AUGAUCACAAUCAUAUUCACCAAUGAUUCGUCGUCAUCAGGCGUGAGCAGUCAUCAUCAUCAACGCCAGGCCACAACGGGAAAGUGGGAACAUGGGCACGUCACCUCCAUCAAACGCACCGAAUCGGAGCCGCUACCUACGACCUACAUACGCAAUUAUCGUCAACCUUCUUCCCGCUUCUAUCUACGACAACACCCUUCUCCCCUUUCGUCGCCUGCUUGGCACCGUCCCACUCCGCUUGGCUCUGCUCUGGUCUCCGCUUUUCCCUGCUUUAUUCGAGUGACCUCAUCCACUCAUUUGCUGGCCUCCGCACUUAUUUUCCCACCCUCUGCCAUCCUCGCCAUCCUCGCCAUCCUCGCCAUCAUCACCAUCAUCACCAUCAAUCACCACCACGAUCAAGGGCCACCUCCUUACACCUCUCCCUUCUCGAGCGCCGCCAUCUUUCCCUCUGCCUCUCCGACUCGCACCGCAGCCUUCGACACCACUUGGGCCCAAGAUUGCCCUCGCCCAACUCAUCAGCCAUUCCAACUCUAG